UACAAGUAAAUUACUCGCUUAAAUCGGCGUGCGUGCGUGCACACUUGACUCUCGGCAACGUAGCUGCUGGAUCACAUGCUCCCAUGCUCGUGUCGGAGCCACUCAUGCAUGUCUCGUCCUAACUAGCAAUCCGUCCAGCGUAGUAGUACCACUACUACACGUGAGUCGAGUGUGAUACUCGUACUGUUCCCCGGGCAUUUCACACGCACGCACGAACGCAGCCGCGACUGUAGAGCGCGUAGCGGCUGCCGCCCACGCCCACGCCCUCUGCGCCUGCGAUGCUGACUUUCGCCCCAAGGACGACCAAAGUGUGCCGUGGACGCCUCCGUUCCCAUCACCGAAAAGAAAAGAAAAGAAAAUUGUGCGUCUGUCAGUCAGCGCACUCAGCGCUCAGCAGGCCCGCUCGCCACUGGUGUGCGUGGAAAGCCAGAGCCAGCCCGCCGUCUAAAGCGAGAACAUUCACAAGGACGAGACGAGACGAGACGACCGACCAAGCUGCUCUGCCUCGCUUUCUUCUUUCUUGCUCCACUCCACUUCACUUGCCCACUCCAGCUCCAGCUCCAGCUCCAUUCAGAUUCAGCUAGCCGCUAGCUAGCUCCCCCUGCACAGAGUUUGUACGAUGCGCACCACAGCGCGCGCACUGCCGCGCUGCCUCCUCCCCCUCCUCUUCGCCGGCUUCUUCUUCCUGCUACGCUCCCCGUUACCCGUCCUCGCCGCUGGGGACGUCGCCCUCGUCAUCGACAAGCUGAAGCCGGCGCUGCAGGGCGCGGCGGCCGCCAACGCGCAGCUCGCCACCUGGAACGCCUCCACGCCGCUCUGCCUCUGGCGCGGCCUCCGCUGGGCCACGCCCGCGGGCCGGCCGCUCCGCUGCGACGCCCCCGGCGCGCGGGCCAACCUCUCGCUCGCCGGGGACGCCGCUCUGCUCCUCACCUCCAUUCGCCUCCCCGCCGCCGCGCUCGCCGGCCGCCUCCCGCAGGAGCUCGGCGCCUUCGCGGCACUCGAGACCGUCUACCUCGCCGCCAACUCGCUCUCCGGCGCCAUCCCGCUCGAGCUCGGCAACGCGCCCGCGCUGGCCGAGCUCGACCUCGCCGGCAACGCCCUCUCCGGCGCGCUCCCGCCCUCCAUCUGGAACCUCUGCGACCGCCUCGCCGAGCUCCGCCUCCAUGGUAACGCUCUCACCGGAGCGAUUCCCGCGCCGGCGGGGCCUAACGAUACGUGCGACCGUCUCCGGAUUCUUGACCUCGGCGCCAACCGCUUCUCCGGCGACUUCCCGGCGUUCCUGACGGGCUUCCGUGGCCUCCAGCGCCUCGACCUCGGCGGCAACCGCCUCGAGGGACCCAUACCGGAGUCCCUCGCCGCGAUGAGAGGCCUCCAGAUGCUCAACCUCUCGUACAACAACUUCUCCGGUCAGACGCCCCCGGGCUUCGCGGCCUCGAGCUUCACCGCGGAGUCGUUCCUCGGAAACAGCCCGGCACUGUGCGGCCCGCCGUUACAGCAGCCGUGCGUGUCCCCUUCGGGCCUCAGCUCCGGCAGCGUCGCGGGGAUGGUCAUCGGCCUGAUGGCCGGCGCCGUCGUGCUGGCGUCGGUGUGCAUCGGGUGGGCGCAGGGGAGGUGGAGGAGGAACAGGGUGAGGCGAGCGGCGGAGGAGGGGGUGGAGACGGAGGAAGGCGGCGAGGGGAAGCUGGUGGUGUUCCAGGGCGGGGAGCACCUCACGCUGGAGGAGGUGCUGAAUGCGACGGGGCAGGUGGUGGAGAAAGCGAACUAUUGCACGGUGUACAAGGCGAAGCUGGCGGACGCCGGCGGCAGCAUCGAGCUCCGGCUGCUGCGCGAGGGGAGCUGCAAGGACGCGGCGUCGUGCGGGCCGGCCGUGCGGCGCAUCGGGCGCGCGCGGCACGAGAACCUGGUGCCGCUCCGGGCAUUCUACCAGGGCCGGCGCGGCGAGAAGCUUCUCGUCUACGAUUACUUCCCGCACCGGACGCUCCAUGACCUCCUCCACGGCGGCGGUCUUGAGAGCAGGCCGGCGCUGACUUGGCCGCGGCGGCACAAGAUCGCGCUGGGCGCGGCGCGCGCGCUGGCGUACCUGCACGAGAGCCGACACGGGGACGCGCCGGUGGUGCACGGCAACGUGCGGUCGUCGAACGUGCUGGUGGACGAGUACUUCGUGGCGAGGGUGACCGAGUACGCGGUGGUGGGCAGGCUGCUGGUGCCGUCGGCGGCGGAGGCCGUGCUGUCGGCGGCGAGGGCGGACGGGUACUGCGCGCCGGAGCUGCAGACGAUGAAGCGGUGCGCGCCCCGGACGGACGUGUACGCGUUCGGGAUACUGCUGCUGGAGCUGCUGAUGGGGAGGAAGCCCUCCCCGGCGGCGAACGGGGGCGACGGCCUGCCGGCGCUGGUGAAGGCGGCGGUGCUGGAGGAGACGGCCGUGGAGGUGUUCGACCCGGAGGUGGCGAAGGGCGUGCGGAGCCCCGCGGAGGAGGGCCUGGUGCAGGCGCUGAAGCUGGCGAUGGGCUGCUGCGCGCCGGUGGCGGCGGCGAGGCCGAGCAUGGCGGAGGUGGCGCGGCAGCUCGAGGAGAGCCGGCCCAAGGCCAGCCGGUCGGCGCUGUACAGCCCCGCCGAGACGAGGAGCGAGGCCGGCACGCCGACGACCGCUGCGUAGCUGUAUGGCUAGCUUUUACGAUGCCCGGUGAAUUGUCCAUGAUGCAUGCUGGUCGAUCGCCAUGCCGACAACAUUGAUGGGUUUGUUUCUGCUUUGAUGGAUCAGUCAGGAAUCCUAGGUGUUCCUACUUCAAGAUGUGUAGGAGUACAACUCACAAUUAAUUAGAGAGAGAAAUGCCGUGGCGUGGUUA
Messenger RNA from Triticum dicoccoides, 2846 nucleotides. Its product is annotated as putative kinase-like protein TMKL1. The record is from RefSeq and is a predicted model, not a curated record. Gene Ontology annotation, biological process: protein phosphorylation. Gene Ontology annotation, molecular function: protein kinase activity; protein binding; ATP binding. Lineage: Eukaryota; Viridiplantae; Streptophyta; Magnoliopsida; Poales; Poaceae. The transcript has a single exon. The coding region runs from base 620 to 2656 and encodes 678 amino acids.